ACCCAGGGCUCCCCUAUGGCUGUAAAGCCCUAGAGGAACCCCUGUGUCCCAGCUGUUUUAUGAGGAGAGUGAAAGUCUGGUCAUUCAUCAACCUCCCUUCCUUCUGCCUCUCAGCUUCCUCUUCUAGCCAGGCUGCUCUCUCUCUGCCAGGUUCUCCUCACUCCUCUGGCCCUCCCUGAAGAGCAGUCCUCCCUUGCCCUCCCUCAGACAGACACCCAUGGACGCGGGGACUGCUGACAGCAGCAAGGUGGCCUCUGAGGCCCCACAGCCUACCCACAUCAAUGUGCACAUCCACGAGGAGUCAGCGCUGGCCCAGCUCCUGCUGACCGGAUGCUCCCUGCUACGGAUCCCAGCCACAGCCACAGCCACCAGUGCCACCACCCAGACCCUGGGCAGCAGCCGACUGCUGGUGGCUUCUUGGGUGGUACAGAUCGUGCUGGGGCUCCUGAGCGGAGUCCUGGGAGGAUUCCUCUACAUCCUCAUGUGCUACAGACUGUGCUCCUCAGGAGCUGCCAUCUGGACCGGGCCUGUGGCUGUGCUGGCUGGAGCUGCUGCCUUUGUUUAUGAGAAACAGGGUGGGAUCUGCUGGGCCCUGCUGAGGACCCUUCUCACACUGGCAGCUUUCUGCACGGCCAUUGCUGCCAUCGUAAUUGGGGCUGGUAACUUCUCUGAGUACCACAACAGUUGGACUAUGAGCAGUGAUUACAUCUGUGAGGCCUCCUCGAGCAACUGGCACGUCACGCCCCCCAGCACCCUGAGUCCCAAACCUGAGAGGCAACGCCUGUGCAUCUCCCAGGUGAACAUGCUGAAGAACCUGUCUGUAAGCCUUCAGUCCAUGCUCUUGGGUGUUUGGGUCCUGCUGCUUCUGGCAUCUCUAGUCCCUCUGUGUCUGUACUGCUGGAAAAGAUUUUCCAUUAAAGAGGGUUGUCUUCCCCUGCCCCUCUUAGAAAAGAGACCAGAAGAAGCUGCUGGAAGCAAAGGAGCUCUAGCCCUGCUUCUGCUAAGCAUUCAUAUCUGAUACUCCUUCUGCUCUGUACGGCCCUGCAUCUGCCUCCUUGAAGAACCAGAUUGGGACAAGAGAUUCCCAGUGGCCACAGCUGUUCUUCCCUAAGAACCAUAGCCACUGCCUUGCACCAUUCGGCCAUCACAGCAGCUCUUGCUUAUCUCUUGCUCACUUUCACCAUUCUUCAUGUCCCCUCUUAUGCAGUGAUUCCCCAAUAAAUGUUUAUGUGACUGGUCUCAGG
Molecule: messenger RNA, 1244 nt
Organism: Heterocephalus glaber (naked mole-rat)
Lineage: Eukaryota; Metazoa; Chordata; Mammalia; Rodentia; Bathyergidae
Gene: Tmem176a
Product: transmembrane protein 176A
Cellular component (GO): membrane
Source: RefSeq, a predicted model, not a curated record